AAAUUUGUUUGAUAAUUUAAGCCACCUCUUAUUUCAACGUUGUCAGCGUUGUCCAAAACGUUGUCGUGACCGCUACCCGCUUGGAGGCGAGGUACGUCUGCUUUUGAGGCAAGAUUGGGAGCCUGCGCAUGCGCCAGUCGUCUGCACGCGCGCGUAGUUUCAAAACAUCAGAGCGGGAUCUGAAAUCGCACGGCAAACUUGCAUCGCAAAAUUGUGGCGUAAUUUCAUUUCAGUAUCAGUAAUGCGGAUACUUUUAACGAUUUUGAACAGAGAAAGCACAUCUUGGCUGAAGUUUGAUCGCUUAAAUAGUCCUUCAUACUGAGAAUAUAAUUGUAAUAUUGAUUUGGAAUGAAUUCAGAAGACAGAAUCUCCGACGGUGAUUUACACAUCGUGCCGAGUUUAGGGAGUGUUCUACAGCAUUCUGGCAACAGCAUAGGCCUUGGCAACAAAAACAACACAUCUCUGUAUGGAAUGAAUUCGUGGCCUUCACCAGUUACGGACGGUUGUUUGUUGACAAACAGCCAUGAUCGUUCGACACAUUCAGAUUUAAAUAACUCAAAUGAAGCAGACAUUGACGAACUCGACGAUAUGCUCUGCCGUUUUGAUACAUUCUUCCGCGAGAAACUCAACACAGAGCUGCAAUCCCAUCAGGAAUUUAUGCAUGGGUUGUUGUCAGAGCAACAGAUUCACCUUCGGCAGAUUUUACGUUUUAAUUUAAACGUUUUGCCAUCAUAUGAGACAGGCCAACAGGUGAAUAACAGAAAUCAAGAAGUUUCAGAUAUGACAAAAAAUUAUGUGGACCUUGAAGAAGCAGAAAUGCCUUAUUCAUAUGACCCUGGGGCCACAUCUUCAGAUAUACAUGUACACAGAAAGCAAGGACUACUCACAGAACUUCUUUCCUUGUCCUGUCAGGUAUCAGCACUUCUGAGUGAAGUGAGAUUUUCUUAAUU
Messenger RNA from Pomacea canaliculata, 950 nucleotides. RefSeq lists its product as uncharacterized. NCBI's taxonomy places the organism in Eukaryota, Metazoa, Mollusca, Gastropoda, Architaenioglossa, Ampullariidae. The record is from RefSeq and is a predicted model, not a curated record. Bases 349 to 948 code for a protein of 199 amino acids. The transcript has 5 exons.